AUGCCAAUAAACAAUCUGCUGUGUCUGAUCACCUGGCCCCCUGCUGACCUAGCAGUGCCCUGUUUUGGGGGACCUAGCUCUGGGUAUCAGAGCCCAUUUUGGGGGGACCUAUCUCUGGGUAUCAGUGCCCAUUCUGGGGGUCCUAUCACUGCGUAUCAGAGCCCAUUUUGGGGGGACCUAGCUCUGGGUAUCAGUGCCCAUUUUGGGGGGACCUAGCUCUGGGUAUCAGUGCCCAUUCUGGAGAAGCUAUCUCUGGGUAUCAGUGCCCAUUCUGAAGAAGCUUUCUCUGGGUAUCAGUGCCCAUUCUGAAGAAGCUAUCUCUGGGUAUCAGUGCCCAUUCUGGAGAAGCUAUCUCUGUGUAUCACUGCCCAUUCUGGAGGACCUAUUUCUCGAUAUCAGUGCCCAUUCUGGAGGACCUAUCUCAGGGUAUCGGAGCCCACUCUGGAGGACCUGCUGGCGUUAUUCCCCUUACUGUUGCUGCUGCUGUGUGUUUGCCACUGGUGCCCAUGAUGCCUCUGAGUGCCCUGCCGGGGACCCGCUCCCUGAGCCCCGCUGCCCUCUCUCGCAGUCUGUCCCGGCUACGGGAGUACCGCACUCGCUCCAGGAUCAUGCUGUCUCUCGGGGUGUCCCAGAUGGUGCUCGGAUGUCUCAUCGUGGCUGUCAGCUUCGCUGCCCUGGCUCUCACCACCUCUGCCAGGGUCAGGCAUUCGUGCCCGUUCUGGGCCGGCUUCUCGGUAAGUGGAAACAGUCAGAGAAUGUCAUAG
Messenger RNA from Pelobates cultripes (western spadefoot toad), 764 nucleotides. The record is from the annotation of a GenBank genome assembly. NCBI's taxonomy places the organism in Eukaryota, Metazoa, Chordata, Amphibia, Anura, Pelobatidae.